Molecule: messenger RNA, 2608 nt
Organism: Dissoconium aciculare CBS 342.82
Lineage: Eukaryota; Fungi; Ascomycota; Dothideomycetes; Mycosphaerellales; Dissoconiaceae
Product: DNA repair protein, SNF2 family
Exons: 2
Coding region: 96-2519 (807 amino acids)
Biological process (GO): double-strand break repair via synthesis-dependent strand annealing; reciprocal meiotic recombination
Cellular component (GO): nucleus
Molecular function (GO): ATP-dependent chromatin remodeler activity; hydrolase activity, acting on acid anhydrides; ATP binding
Source: RefSeq, a predicted model, not a curated record
CUCUAAUCGGUGGCGACCGAUACAAUACUACAUACCUUGGUAUAUUGGGACAUUGCCCAAGUUCUUCGUCCAAAAUCACCGAUACAUGCAACGCAAUGACCGUCAUACUGGAUAAGGAGAACGUUCCUCCGAUUUUGCAAAUCAAGAAACGUUAUUCGACAGGAUCACCCCUCAUCUCCGAACGACUAUCCAAACCUUUCAAAUGUCCAGGUGCAAACACACCGGUGCGGAUAUCCGAGAAGCCUGCGCGGAAGAGACGAAAGGUCGACUAUACCGGUGCCGACGAGAGUACAGAGGAUGGCGACAAGCCUUACACGAACGAGGAUCGCUUGGCUUUGGCGACCCGCGAUGUGAAUCGCUUCCCUGUCUUCAAGCCGAAAGAUAAGGAGACAACCUUUCGCGCCCGGUUCUCGGUACCGCUCAAGAACAGAGAUCCCACCGCAUACAAUUCUGUUCGACCUCCGCCUCUCUUGGGUUUGCGCCGUGGCCAGGUCUUCAUUGCGAAACCUCUUCACGACCCUAGCGGAGAAUUUGCCAUUGUGCUCUACGACCCUACUGUGGAUGACAAGCCCAAGCCUGUCGAGAAUGACAACAAGUCAGACGAGCCGGUGGCAAAGACAAAGUUGGACGAACCGAUUAUGCACAAGAGUCUUGCAGAUAUUCUAGGAAUCAAAAAGGUUGUGUCCGAUGAGCGCCCGAAAGUGCCCGUCGUGAUCGACCCAAGAUUAGCCAAGGUGCUACGACCGCAUCAAGUUGAGGGAGUCAAGUUUCUAUAUCGAUGUACAACGGGUCUAAUAGACGAGAAGGCGGAAGGCUGCAUCAUGGCGGAUGAGAUGGGUCUGGGCAAAACGCUUCAAUGCAUCACAUUGAUGUGGACUCUGCUGAAGCAGUCACCUGAAGCUGGAAAGGGCACGAUACAGAAGUGUGUGAUCGCUUGUCCGUCAAGUCUGGUCCGAAACUGGGCCAACGAGCUCGUUAAGUGGCUUGGACCCGAUGCAAUCAACCCCUUUGCUGUGGAUGGCAAAGCAACCAAGGAAGAGCUCAUUCAACAGUUGCGACAAUGGUCUUCUGCGACAGGUCGUGCAGUUAUCCGGCCAGUACUUAUCGUAUCGUACGAGACACUUCGGCUGUACGUUGAAGAGCUCCGGUAUACGCCCAUCGGUCUCAUGCUAUGUGACGAGGGACAUCGUCUGAAGAACGGCGAGAGCCAAACAUUUGAGGCUCUCACUAGCCUAAAUGUACGGAAGCGAGUCAUUCUUUCUGGCACGCCGAUUCAAAAUGAUCUGUCCGAAUAUUUCGCACUGCUUAACUUCGCCAACCCCAACUACCUUGGCACGAGACAAGAUUUUCGAAAGCAAUACGAAAUACCCAUUCUGCGUGGUCGUGAUGCUGCUGGAACUGAUGCCGACAGGAAGAAGGGUGACGAACGACUCAAAGAACUUCUUACACUCGUAAACAAAUUCAUUAUCCGCCGAACGAAUGACAUUCUGUCCAAGUAUUUGCCGGUCAAAUACGAGCACGUUGUCUUUUGCAACCUCGCGCCAUUUCAGCUCGAUCUUUACAAUUACUUCAUCAAAUCUCCUGAAAUCCAAAGUCUGUUGCGAGGUAAGGGCAGCCAGCCUCUUAAAGCCAUUGGGCUGCUCAAGAAGCUUUGCAAUCAUCCUGACCUCCUGAACCUCCCCGAUGAUCUGCCUGGCUGUGAGAAAUACCUGCCAGAUGAUUUUGUACCAAAGGAGUCGCGCGGUCGUGAUCGAGACAUCAAGCCAUGGUACUCGGGCAAGAUGCAAGUGCUCGAUCGUAUGCUCGCGCGGAUCCGUGCAGACACCAAUGACAAAAUUGUGCUGAUUUCAAAUUACACACAAACACUGGAUGUCUUUGAAAAGCUUUGUCGAAAUCGCAGCUAUGGAUGCCUUCGGUUGGAUGGCACGAUGAACGUCAACAAGCGACAAAAGCUGGUCGACAAAUUCAAUGACCCUGAAGGCCCAGAGUUCGUGUUCUUGCUCUCAUCAAAAGCAGGAGGGUGUGGUCUCAAUUUGAUCGGUGCCAACCGUCUAGUACUUUUCGACCCGGAUUGGAACCCUGCUGCGGAUCAGCAGGCGCUCGCGCGUGUCUGGCGUGAUGGACAGAAGAAGGACUGUUUUGUAUACCGUUUCAUCGCGACGGGUACAAUCGAGGAGAAGAUCUUUCAACGACAAUCACACAAGCAGUCUUUGUCAUCCUGUGUGGUCGACUCUGCCGAAGACGUGGAACGUCAUUUCAGCCUGGACUCUCUCCGCGAGCUCUUCCAAUAUCGCCCCGGCACGACGAGUGAUACCCACGACACAUUCAAAUGUAAGCGUUGCAGAGACGGGAAACAGCAUCUGAAGGCUCCGGCCAUGUUGUAUGGUGAUACGAGCACUUGGAAUCACAUGGUGAAUGAAGGCGACAAGGGAGCCAUGUCGAAAAUCCAGGACCUUCUGUUACGACAGGAAACUAGCGAGAAGGAUGUCAGUGCUGUCUUCCAGUAUAUCAGCCAUUGAUCUGGUCGUGGGUCGGGAUCAUGAAGAUAAACGAUCGUUCUUCAGGCAUACAGCAUUCAUUAAUGAGACACGUGAACAAUGAGCCCUGC